This is a messenger RNA of Fundulus heteroclitus (mummichog), 1937 nucleotides long. Its product is annotated as T-cell surface glycoprotein CD3 gamma chain. The coding region runs from base 785 to 1303 and encodes 172 amino acids. The record is from RefSeq and is a predicted model, not a curated record. Gene Ontology annotation, molecular function: transmembrane signaling receptor activity. NCBI's taxonomy places the organism in Eukaryota, Metazoa, Chordata, Actinopteri, Cyprinodontiformes, Fundulidae. Gene Ontology annotation, biological process: positive thymic T cell selection; cell surface receptor signaling pathway. Gene Ontology annotation, cellular component: external side of plasma membrane; alpha-beta T cell receptor complex. The transcript is spliced from 7 exons.
GUGUGUGUGUGUGUGUGUGCGCGUACCAGGUGUUUGCUCUGGGUCACAGGCUGCUGUGGCUUUUCUGCUAACAGGAAGUAGAGUUAUGUUGUGGGAGCAUGCCUUUGCUCUCAUGUAUGUUUCUGCUGCAGCUCCUGUCUUCAGCAGGGAAUGCAGGCUCUCUCACACGUAUGACGUGGAGAGCAUUCCCAAUGUGUAAUAUACAUCUGCAACUGGUAAAUGUUUCACCAGUUGCAGAUUCACGUUUCCAGCUCACAUUUCGUCGUGCACUUGUGCUGCAAACAAAAGUUAAGCAGCUUUUCCUAUUUCCUGACUUCCCCAGAUAAAAAACAGAAUAACUUAUGUCACUCAAAGGAGAAAACAAGUGCCUCCAAGUGUUUAUUAUGUUCUACUCCAUGAACAUCAAAUCCCAGCCCAUGUCUGAGGAGUAAAUGAACAAUUCCUCGCAGAUGUCUUGAUGUCAGGUGGACUAAAUGUUGUAGUUCAGUUCCAAUGAGCUAAAAACAGAACUCUGGUGGACCACGCCAAUACUCGUAGCCGUUAAAACCGGUCCACUGGUGUUUUAUAUGCUGAUUUUGAAGGUAAAAUGCAUGAGGACACGAUGGAGGGGCUCAGAUACCAUCAACACAGCCUGAUGAGACUGACGAACCAAUCAGCGUGACUUCCUUCUCCAUCUCAAACAGACAGACGGAGACACCCCGACUGCCAGCAGAAACCAAAUCCUUCGGCAACCCAGACCCAGCGCUUCUUUAGUUUAAGAAAAGCAGCCAGAAGUUAAAACACCAUGAAAUAUCAGGUGGUGGUCCUCUGCGUUCUGGCAGCAUUUAGCAUUAAUCAGGCUGCGGGAGCGAACUUUAUAGAUGUAACGAAGAAAGCAGACGGAAUCGAUCUGACUUGUAAGUCAGAGGGUAAUAACAACAAGGCCGAUGUAAAUAUUACAGGAAAUGGUCUAAAAGGAAAUCCCAUAUACCUGUCAUACCGCGAUAAUAACACUGGAGAAUACGAAUGCGGAGACGGUGGACCAAAAAUCUUUGUAAAAUUCCGGACGUGCGACAACUGUGUAGAGCUUGACACCUUCUCCGUCGUGGGCCUGGCGGUAGGAGACGUGGUGGCUACCGUCGUGGUUGGAGUGGCCGUCUAUCUGAUCGCGACCCAAGCUCGGACGAGUCAAGUCAAACCAACCAAGAAAAGGUCUGACAAACAGAAUCUGAUUCGUAAUGACGGUACCAACGACGUAAGCUACCAGCCGCUGAAAUACAGGAAAGGAGAGAGAGCCGAGUACGACGUGCUCAACAAGAAGUAGGGAGGAGGGCCGAGCUAACGGCGUACUGCAAGCAAACUUUGACUGGAGGAAACUUCUGCUCCUGCUCCCGGUCCCCAUCAGAACAGUGUUUAAUGUGGACAGCUUGUCCCGUCCUGUAAACUGAUCUGUGUAUUAUAUUUGUAUAAUAAUCUCCAUUUAUCAUUUAUGAUGCUUUGAAAAUGGCUGUUGUAGAAUGUUUAGUUGCAGGCACAUUUUUAUAAAUGUUGAAAACCAUCAAGUUGCAUUCAUAUUUCUAUAGUGAUAAUGUAGUAAAACAAUCUUCUAAUUUCUAUUUUCUAGCAAUUAAAAUAAUAUCUUCUCAAAUUAGGUAAAUUCUUAUAAGAUGCCAAAUGAUGUGCAACGUAUUAUUAUUGUAUUAUUUUAGACCUACUGCAGCUUUUUAUCAUUAGACUGUAGGUAAUAGGGGGAAAGAGGUAUAUAUACUUUUAUGUUACGUGAUCCAUUCUUGUCUAAUUGCAUGUUUUAUUUUGCCUUGAAUUUAACAUAUGUUCAUGUUACGACACAUUUCGAUAAAUUGAGUUAUUUAUAUUACAGAUCAACACAAAAUAAUACUACAUUGUGGAAGAGAAAAAUAUUCAUAGUUUUCAAAAUGCUUUAACAAAUAAAAAUCAGA